GCGUUCUGUUCCAGAAGACCUGUUGCAGCCAUGAUGCCUGUUGCAACCGUGAUGCCUGACGACACACCGAUGUUUGACCCAAAUAUUCUGCAUGAGCUGGACUGGAGCGAGAACACGACGACGUUUUCUCCUGCUAUUUCUCCUUUGGAUCCGGGAGAUGGCCUAGUUUUGAGACCACUUUGCACAGCUGAUUUAAAUCGAGGCUUUUUUAAGGUUCUGGGUCAGCUGACUGAAACUGGAGUUGCAAGCCCAGAGCAGUUUAUCAAAACCUUUGAGCACAUGAAGAGAUCUGGAGAUUACUACGUUACUGUCGUCGAAGACACAAAUCUUGGACAGAUUGUUGCCACGGCAACGCUGGUUAUAGAACAUAAGUUCACUCACUCCUGUGCAAAGAGAGGAAGGAUAGAAGAUGUAGUAGUAAGCGGGGAGUGCAGAGGAAAGCAGCUUGGUAAACUAUUAACGUCCACCCUGACAUUGCUAAGUAAGAGACUGAACUGUUACAAAAUUACGCUUGAGUGUCUGCCAAAAAAUGUGGAUUUCUAUAAAAAGUUUGGCUAUUCGGUAUCUGAAGAAAACUACAUGUUUCAACGGUUCUUUAAUUAAGAACUUCUAGUCUUUUUUUUUUUUUUUUUGUAAAGACUGUUGGUGGAGGAGCUUGUGCUACAAACAUUCUCUUCAUGGAAAAUUUAUAUAGUUUACUGCUGCAAAUAUAAUGAUCCCUAUAAAUAAUGAACAUCAAAUGUGUAAAUCCUGCAAAAAAAAAUUACUGACGUUUUAGAAGGGUCCUUUGGGUUAGGAAAUAAGCGCUUAGAACUAAUUUUUACUACUGUUCAGUCUAAGUGAAGCUUUUUUGUUCUAGCUGAGUUACAAAGGACUCUUGUUAAAGGGAUGGUUUUUAACCAAAGGUAUAUAUUUUUAUC
This is a messenger RNA of Fulmarus glacialis (Northern fulmar), 920 nucleotides long. RefSeq names its product glucosamine-phosphate N-acetyltransferase 1 (gene GNPNAT1). Bases 31 to 603 code for a protein of 190 amino acids. Gene Ontology annotation, molecular function: glucosamine 6-phosphate N-acetyltransferase activity; monosaccharide binding. NCBI's taxonomy places the organism in Eukaryota, Metazoa, Chordata, Aves, Procellariiformes, Procellariidae. Gene Ontology annotation, biological process: UDP-N-acetylglucosamine biosynthetic process. Gene Ontology annotation, cellular component: endoplasmic reticulum-Golgi intermediate compartment; endoplasmic reticulum; Golgi apparatus. The transcript has 5 exons. The record is from RefSeq and is a predicted model, not a curated record.